UUUUUUUUCAAAAUUCUCAGCCUAAUUCUUUGUCACUUCACCCUAUCUACUUCUCACAAGUCAUUGUUCAACGUCGCUUUUGUCAUGACUCAGAAACCAGUCUUGGCUAUCCAACACAAAGUCUCUCUCUCUGUUGGAGGCAUUGUUCGGUAUCGUAUCAAAGUCAACCCAUCACAGAUCAACAAUAUUGACACUCUCCAAUUCCGAAUCCGUAAUUGUUCGCCUAUCUAUCGCAAUCUCACACCAGCAUCAGGACCUUGGAAGAUAUCAGUGGCUCUUAUUCGAAAUCCAGACAAGACUCCAGUUGUUCCUGAGCUAGUGCCUUCCAUCGGUUGUGCAAAAGACUGUCGACUAGACGCAAAAAUAGCGAAUGAGUAUCAUAAUAAUGACGAAACUCAUGAAAACGAUCCGGGUGAGAACGAAUGGGAACUUGAGGUCCUGUCAGAGAUGGUCCUACAGCCCAAUUGGAUCAAUAUCACAGUUGAACUAUAUGCAGUCCCACAAAAGGGCGUUUCCUUAGACUUGAUAGCCAGUAACAACGACGAUACCAACAGCAAUGUUGUCUCUUCCAAUUCAAAUUCAUCCGUUGAUGAUGAAGGAACAGCCGAUACAGCAGACACUAAGACGGGGCCUCAAGUACUUCUUCCUCAUCUUGUGUCAUGUGACUACAAGGAUACUAAUGAGAUCUGUGGCCCCACCUUCCCAAAGCAAGCCCAUCAUGAAAACAUAGGAGAAUCCAAAGAACAAAAUGAGGAGGAAGUAAACGGAUAUCACCUAGUCGUCCUCACUCAUGGCAUCCAUGGAAGCUGGCUAGAUUUGCUCUAUAUGAAAGAGCAAAUCGAUGCCUAUAAUGCACAUCAUGGUAAAACCGUAACCUUCCUUUCAGAUACGAAUCAUGGUGGAACAGAGGAGGGGAUUCAGAGCGCGGGUCAACGCGUUGCGCUGGAUAUCUUAGAAUUCACAGGAUACAAUGAAACUGAGCAAGGGAAGGAGCUCUGCAAAUCACUCUCGGCUGUAGCAAGCAAAAAAUCUCUGUCCAAGUCUGAGGAAAACACAACAACAUUAAAGAAAAAAAGCCGGAAUACAAAAUACUCUGUGUUCCCUCGUGGCAUUUCCAAAAUCUCGAUCAUCGGUCAUUCUCUGGGUGGAUUGGUAAACAUCUACAUGCUCGGGUAUAUUGAAGAUGUGACUAAGGGAGUCUUCUUCAAUACCAUUCAGCCGGUCCAUUUCAUCACUCUUGCGACACCACUUCUUGGUAUUGGAUUCGAACACCCCUGGGUUCUUGGGCUUGCGCUAUCUAUGGGAUGUAUUGGGCAGACUGGCAAAGAUUUAACGCUCGAGGACCGAUCUUCAAAACUCAAGCGGUCGUCAUCCACUUUUUCAUUGAAUUCAUUACCGUCAUCAAAACGCCAUAGUUUUCAGAAGAAAGAGCCAGCGGCAGCAGCGCAUGCCGCGGGCUCGGAUGGUGCAAAUAAUGACAUCACGGCAGAGCAUCCACCCGAAUGUGCUCUCGAUCAUGACCCUGAGCCUUUGUUAUUGGCUAUGGCUCGACCUGGUUCUGUUUCCAAUAGGAUAUUGAAACAGUUUUCGGACCGGACGUCGUACGCCAACAUUGAGAACGAUAUGGCAGUCAGGUUUAAGACCUCGACCAUGAUGGGGAUCCCCAAAUUUGAUGUAGACCAUUUCUUUUCAUCCGAAGGUGCUGCUACGCAGCCCAAGAGAAGUCUAUACCACAAUGUAUUGACUAGCACUCUCGCAUUGCUGUUUCCACCUGUCCCUAAAAAGGCCAAAUUCUUAAGUAUAGCAGAUGCGCCUUCACCAAUUGUGAUUGUCAGUCAUGUGGAAGCAGAGCCAGGUGCAGCCGCAGAUGUUGCCAAGAAGAUCGAUGAGGCAAGUGCUGAGGCCGCAGCGGCAGAGGCGGCGGAUAAAAGCGUUCAUGAAGGAGGAAUAAUGGAUAGAAAUAUAAUGAAGGAAUCUCAAUCAGCAGAUUCAUUAAUAACUGAUGAAAGCUUAGAGUCCGUGCCGUCUCUACCAUCGUCGUCGCAAUUGUCGUCAUCGUCGUCAGCAGCAACGAUCCCCAAGUCAAGAAUGGAUCUAGCUCACUUGGUAGCAGAAGGGUACCAUGCUGAGAUGGAUUGGACCAAAAUUGGAGUAUAUAUCGAGCACGAGGCACAUGUACAAAUCAUUGUUAGACGCAAGUGGUAUAACCUGGAUGGAUGGAAGUGUGUACAAGAUUUGGUGGAGCGUUUUGACUUUACAUAAACCAUACUAGUCCUUGAUAUCUGAAUCAGUUUCUUUUUAAUAUCUUCCUUUUACAUAC
Messenger RNA from Lobosporangium transversale, 2320 nucleotides. Its product is annotated as putative serine esterase-domain-containing protein. The record is from RefSeq and is a predicted model, not a curated record. The transcript has a single exon. Gene Ontology annotation, molecular function: monoacylglycerol lipase activity. The coding region runs from base 85 to 2262 and encodes 725 amino acids. Lineage: Eukaryota; Fungi; Mortierellomycota; Mortierellomycetes; Mortierellales; Mortierellaceae.